Clupea harengus (Atlantic herring) is the source of this 1377-nucleotide messenger RNA. It is a transcript of the gene aldob, whose product is annotated as aldolase, fructose-bisphosphate B. Gene Ontology annotation, molecular function: fructose-bisphosphate aldolase activity. Gene Ontology annotation, biological process: glycolytic process. NCBI's taxonomy places the organism in Eukaryota, Metazoa, Chordata, Actinopteri, Clupeiformes, Clupeidae. The record is from RefSeq and is a predicted model, not a curated record.
CAUUCCUUAUUGUCGCCAUCCGGUGGGAUCGGUAUAAAUACCUCGCGCUUUCGUUUGUUCGUUCCCAGUCAGUUAAUUGUGGCGUUAGCAGGAUAACCCACCUGUUCAGUAACUUUGGUCAAAGGUGCUACUUUCCCACCAAAACUCAAGAUGACUCAUCAGUACCCAUCCCUCUCUACAGAGCAGAAGCAGGAGCUGGCCUCCAUUGCCCAGCGGAUUGUAGCUCCUGGCAAGGGCAUCCUCGCUGCCGAUGAGUCCACUGGUACCAUGGGCAAGCGUCUUGAGAACAUCAAAGUAGAAAACACUGAGGAAAACCGUCGCUACUUCCGUGACCUCCUCUUCUCCGUCGACCCAUCCAUCUCCGAGUGUGUGGGUGGAGUUAUCUUCUUCCAUGAGACACUGUACCAGAAGUCUGACAAGGGCGUCCUGUUCCCCAAGGUCAUCAAAGACAAAGGCAUCGUUGUUGGAAUCAAGGUAGACAAAGGCACAGCAGGUUUGACUGGCACAGAUGGCGAAACAACCACACAAGGACUUGAUGGCUUGUCUGAGCGUUGCGCUCAGUACAAGAAAGAUGGCGUAGAUUUUGCCAAGUGGCGCUGUGUGCUCAAGAUCUCUGAUGGCUGCCCAACAGCUCUCGCCAUCGCUGAGAAUGCUAAUGUCCUCGCCAGAUACGCUAGCAUCUGCCAACAGAAUGGUCUUGUGCCCAUUGUGGAGCCUGAGAUCCUGCCUGACGGAGCCCACGACCUGAAGAGGUGCCAGUACGUCACGGAGAAGGUGCUUGCUGCCACGUACAAGGCUAUGUCUGAUCACCACGUGUACUUGGAGGGCACCCUGCUCAAACCCAACAUGGUCAUGGCCGGACAAGCUUGCCCCAAGAAGUUCACGCCAACGGAAGUUGCCAUGGCAACAGUCACCGCCCUAAGACGCACUGUGCCCUCUGCUGUGCCUGGCAUCUGCUUCUUGUCAGGAGGCCAGAGCGAGGAGGAGGCCUCUGUCCACCUCAGUGCCAUCAACCAGGUGCCCCUGCAUCGCCCCUGGAAACUGACCUUCUCCUACGGCCGCGCCCUCCAGGCCUCGGCCCUCGCUGCCUGGAAAGGUCUGCCUGCAAACAAGCAGGCCGCACAGGAGGCCUUCUGCAGCCGUGCCAAGAUUAACGGACUUGCCUCAAAGGGCGAGUACAAGCCCACAGGCCAGGCUGACCAGUCUUCUAUGCAGUCCCUCUUCACUGCCAGCUAUGUCUACUAAACUCUUGCACCAUACUUCAUUCACUGGAUUGCAGCUAGGUUACGAGCCUGGUGAACAGAUGUCAAAACCAGCCUCUGUCCCCAUUCCCCCCCACAUCCACAAAAAAAGUUAAAAAUAAAUGUUUUCUAUCCA